Messenger RNA from Coccidioides posadasii C735 delta SOWgp, 2410 nucleotides. RefSeq lists its product as uncharacterized. NCBI's taxonomy places the organism in Eukaryota, Fungi, Ascomycota, Eurotiomycetes, Onygenales, Onygenaceae. Gene Ontology annotation, cellular component: TRAPPIII protein complex. The record is from RefSeq and is a predicted model, not a curated record.
AUGACAUCACCAGACGAUGUUCCACCCCUCAAGCCACCACCCUCGUUCUCCCCGGCCACUUCCAUCCUCCCCUCGAAAUCCCGGUAUUCGGACAGUCUCCAGGACUCGCAGUCUCUAAUACACUCCUUGUCUGAACCUUCCCUGGACCACCGCUCCCUCUCGGAUCUCCAAUCCGUCGCAUCGUCGGAAGUCACAUCUAGAUCAUCCUCACCAGACCGCAGACUCUCCCGCUCUACGUUACGCCUCUCGCGCUCAAGCACUGCUACGCCUCUAGGGUCCCAGAUCGGUGGAUCUGACGAUGUGCGAUCGAUAAUAAUACGUGCAUUUUCACCGACAAUUGGAGUUUGUGCGUCUCCAGACACAGAUGCUCUGAUCCAGCGAAAGGGAUUCAAAGGCGGGUUUUUCGAGUUAAUACGGCCCUUCGGGGAGCGGAUUACGGGAAAAGUAGUCAUUCGCGAUGGCGUCGGUUCUAGUCGAACCUGGGACGAUUUUGGGGUGCGAUUUGCGGAGUUGAGUGGCCAGGAUCCUGGCGGCCGGAAGGGCGGCGAUGUUCCGGCUGCUGCUGCGCAGCUGGAAGAAGUUCUAGAGAAGCAUCUGGAAUACGCAGACCAGCCUUUGGAUAGUUGGGUCCGUGGCAGUGAUCCCAGCUCUAAAAGCUCCCCUCCACCGUCUCCCUUAUACAAAGUUUUUCUCAGGCGGCUACUCUCCUCCGUCUCCCAAACACCCCACGAAACUUUUACCCAUGCCGUCGCUUGUGUGAUAGCGAUCAGUUCGCAUACUCCGGCACCUCUUGAAUCAUUGCGCCAGCUCUAUUCUCAGACCAGCCAGGGUGACAAGAAGCCUCCUCCAUGGGUGCACCCGGAAUAUUUGCGAUAUUACGUCCUUGUCCACGAUGAAGAUAAUGACGAUAUUGCCCAGUCAACUGCACUGUUUGAUCAGAUGAAGCGACAUUUUGGGCUUCACUGCCAUCUUUUGCGACUCAGGAGCAAUCAAUGUGUCCUAACAGACGAUGAUAGCACCAUUUUUCCCACACCAGAAUGGCUAAGUCCCGUGGAAGAUCUCAUUUCUAUGGGGAAGCAAGAAUCCCUGAUUGACGUUGAAGCCGAACCCUCCUACCUGUUCGAAUCUGAUGUGACUGCAAUAAAAUCGUUCGUUCGUGAAUUGGUCGCACAGUCUGUGAUCCCUCAUAUGGAGAAUCGCGUUGCGCUGUGGAAUGACCAAGUUGCAUCACGAAGACGAGGACUAAGUGGACGAUUCAUGUCGAUAUCUAAGCGGUGGGCUGGCUUUGGAUCAGGUUCGAGGUCAUCGGGAUCACCAUUUGGAGGCAGCUCAUCCGGCAAUUAUGAUUCUUACCAAGGAUUCUACCAACCGGAUUCUCCAGAAGCUAUUUUGCGAAAAAUGGCGGAUUAUUCAUUUAUGCUACGCGACUGGAAAUUGGCUGCAUCUACGUACGAUUUACUGAGGACGGACUUUAGCAAUGAUAAAGCAUGGCUUUACCAUGCUGGUGCCCAUGAGAUGUGUGCGGUGGCAACCUUACUCAACCCCUUAUCUUCAACCAGCAAAUCCAGGCUUGAGUCCAUCGAACAGCUUUUGGAAACGGCUUGUUAUUCGUAUCUUACGAGAUGUUCAGAUCCCCAGAAUACCCUUCGAACGGUCAUACUGGGGGCAGAGCUUCUCAAAUCGCGCGGUGGUAUCGCUGCAGAGAGCGCAGCACGAUGGUCGACGCGAGUCCUGGACAUGGGCCUGCUAGGAAGCAUUGGGCGACUCCUCCUAUUUGAACGUGUUUCGGCUUGCUAUGCUUCGAAAAUAGCAACCCACGGCACGGGAUGGGGCACACGGAGACGGAAAGCAGGAAUGUGGUCUCUUUUCGCGGCCGAAGGAUGGCUCAAACAAGGACAGGCCCGCCUUGCCUCCAGUGCUAUGGAAGAAGCCAAUCGCCAGUACAGCGAUACUGUCGAUGAUUGGACGUUUCCUCUGCCUGAAAUGCAACAGGUUGUCGAUGAUCUUCGCCUGGCCAUAAAGGUUGGUUGUCUCGAAGUCCGAGGGAUGAAUGGCGAGGGUGUAGAAACCCCCACCGAAGUUGGACCAGAAGAAACACGAGAGAACCUAGACUAUCGUGGUCAUGGCCACCGUAAAUCGCUGAUGGGUGGUACAAAUCCACUCGAAGGCAUCCCUACAGCUCCUCUUCGGCCACUGAGCCCAGCUGAAGCCGCUGAACCCAAUGAUGAUUUUGAAUGAAUUUAGGGCAUGAUUUUGAUGCCGCGUUUUCUUUUUUUCCCUUUUCUUUUCCUUGUCGAUAUUUCCCCUAAUUUCUUUUUCAUAGAUGAGUGUCGGUGAUUUAAGGCGUUGGUUGUUAGCCGGGAUCUGAUUCGAAAUGCCGGAAGAUAUCCAAAAUAUGUUUCGCUGCUGG